AUGUGAGGUUGUUCUGGUUUGGAGACCGGAGUUGAAAUGGGUCUGCUGAUAAAAUUACGAAAAAUUACCUCAACGACACCGUUUUGGAGCUUAGAGUCGGCACCGUAUAAGUGAUGACAAGGUAUAUAUCAUCAAUCCACUUGGAACUCUGUAAAAACUCCACACUGCAAAGACAUACAUCAUCACUAUCUCUAUCACCUAAUUCUAGUAGAUCCCUUCUGCCCUUUUCAUUUCUUAUAGUUUGUUCAUCUUAAACAACCCCAUUUCAGUUCAUUUCGUGCAUACACAUAUAACUUGUUUUUCGAGCUUCUUGAUCAUAUUCAAGUGAUGGAAUUGAGGGGACUAAUGUGUUGGGCUAUUGUGGUAUCUGUUGCUGUGUUAGUAAUCUUGAACUCUGCUGCUUCCGUUAGAGCUAGUGAUAUUGUUCAUGAUGAUACAUCUGCUCCCAAGAAGCCGGGUUGUGAGAAUAAUUUUGUGCUGGUGAAAGUUCAAACUUGGGUAGAUGGAGUAGAAAGCACUAAGUUUGUCGGGGUUGGUGCUAGAUUUGGCACCACUAUUGUAUCGAAGCAAAAAUAUGCGAACAUUAGUCGCCUUACUUUAUCAGAUCCCCGGGACUGUUGUAAGCCACUAAAGAAGAAGCUUACUGGAGAGGUCAUCAUAGUGGAUCGAGGAAACUGCAAAUUUACGCGAAAAGCAAAUGUCGCACAAGCUGCUGGGGCUUCAGCUGUUCUUAUUAUAAAUAACCAAAAAGAACUCUACAAGAUGGUUUGUGAGCCAGAUGAAACUGAUCUGGAUAUACACAUACCUGCUGUGAUGCUGCCACAAGAUGCUGGAUCAAGCUUAGAGAAAUUGUUAAAUGAAAGGACAAAAGUUUCUGUGCAGUUAUAUUCUCCACACAGACCUGUAGUUGAUGUAGCUGAAGUCUUUUUAUGGUUGAUGGCUGUUGGUACCAUUGUUUGUGCCUCUUAUUGGUCAGCAUGGAGUGCUAACGAAGCAUCAAUUGAGCAUGACAAACUGCUAAAGGAUGCUUGCGAUGAAGAUUCAUCCAUAAAGACUCUUGGAGUGAGCAGUGUGGUGGAAGUGAACACGUUGUCGGCAGUAUUAUUUAUCAUCAUUGCAUCAUGUUUCUUACUGAUCUUUUACAAGCUAAUGUCGUUCUGGUUUAUAGAAAUUCUAGUGGUUCUAUUUUGCAUUGGUGGUAUAGAGGGACUGCAAACUUGCUUAGUGGCCUUCUUAUCGAGGUGGUUUAAAAAGUUUGCGGAGUCGUUCAUUAAAGUACCUUUAUUGGGAGCUGUCUCAUACCUCACGCUGGCUGUAACUCCAUUCUGUGUAAUUUUUGCUGUCGUGUGGGCUAUUUACCGGGAUGCUCCCUAUGCUUGGAUAGGGCAAGAUAUUCUUGGUAUAGCAUUAAUUGUUACGGUGCUUCAAAUUGUCCAUGUUCCUAAUCUCAAGGUGGGUGCUGUUCUCUUAUGUCUUGCCUUUUUGUACGACAUAUUUUGGGUUUUCGUUUCCAAAAAGUUAUUCCAUGAAAGUGUGAUGAUUGUGGUGGCUCGGGGGGAUAGGAGUGGAGAAGAUGGUAUUCCUAUGCUGCUUAAAAUCCCGCGCAUGUUUGAUCAGUGGGGUGGAUAUAGCAUCAUUGGCUUUGGUGACAUUCUCUUACCUGGAUUGCUGAUUACAUUUUCACUAAGGUAUGAUUGGCUGGCAAAGAAGAGUCUUCGAUCCGGGUAUUUUUUGUGGUCAAUGGGUGCUUAUGGAUUUGGUCUCCUGAUCACAUAUGUUGCCUUAAACCUGAUGGAUGGCCAUGGUCAACCAGCUCUUCUGUAUAUCGUCCCCUUCACACUCGGCACAUUCGUAGUGCUGGGAAAGAAGAGAGGGGAUUUGAACAUCUUGUGGGCAAGGGGUGAGCCAAAGAGGUGCUGUUCACAUUUCCAUCUUCAACCCACUGCAGAUUAAACAAGAAAAUUAGAACUUCUUUACCUUAAAGUAUAUGUAUUAUAGUAUCUGCAUAGCAUGCAGAUUAUCCGUGUACCAUAAAGAAAAAGAUUGCUCGACUAAGGGUUGUGUGUACAAAGCGUUUGUGUUCUGGUAACUUGUUUAACAGUUGUUCUUAAGUGUCGAUGUAAAUACAAAAUCUAUCUUCGCA
Molecule: messenger RNA, 2143 nt
Organism: Daucus carota subsp. sativus
Lineage: Eukaryota; Viridiplantae; Streptophyta; Magnoliopsida; Apiales; Apiaceae
Product: signal peptide peptidase-like 2
Exons: 14
Coding region: 328-1953 (541 amino acids)
Biological process (GO): membrane protein proteolysis
Cellular component (GO): lysosomal membrane; cytoplasmic side of endoplasmic reticulum membrane; lumenal side of endoplasmic reticulum membrane
Molecular function (GO): aspartic endopeptidase activity, intramembrane cleaving
Source: RefSeq, a predicted model, not a curated record